Messenger RNA from Chondrus crispus (carragheen), 1792 nucleotides. RefSeq lists its product as hypothetical. Bases 1 to 1707 code for a protein of 568 amino acids. NCBI's taxonomy places the organism in Eukaryota, Rhodophyta, Florideophyceae, Gigartinales, Gigartinaceae. The record is from RefSeq and is a predicted model, not a curated record. Gene Ontology annotation, molecular function: protein binding. The transcript has 2 exons.
AUGCUGACCAUCUCGCUCCGCCACCAGGGCAAGCCGCCCGGCGCGCCGCUGCGCCUGCCCGCCACCACGGCGCUCGCCGACGUGCACACGGCCAUCCUCGCGCACCUCUCCCUCCCGCCGGACACGUCUCUGCGCCUGCUCUCGCGCGGCCGUCUGCUGACGGACGCGCGCCCUCUAGCGUCGCUGCCGUCGCCGUGCACGCUGUACGUGCUCUCGACGUCUUCGUCGGCCAUCUCCUCCGUGCGCGCCGCACGGCCGGACCCGCUGGUGCGCCCGUUCUCGCGCCCGUCGCCGCGGUACGUCGCAGCGCCGCGCGCGACGCCCCGCGCGUCCGCCUCGGUCGCGUCCGCCUCGGCCGCCUUCGGCUUCGGCCGCACCGAGGCGCUGCCGGGCUUCGCGGACCACGCCCGCGCCGCCGCCAUCCUGGAGCAGCUGGCGACCGACCGCGGCUUCCUCGACGUCAUGAAGCGGAAGGGAUGGCGCGUCGGUGCGCUCAAGGAGAUGCCGCCCGAGGGCAAGGUCGGCGUCGACCCCGUGUGCGUCCUCGGGUACAACACUGGAAAGGGCAUGGAGAUUCACCUCCGCUUGCGCACGGACGAUAGAAUGGGGUUCAGGCCGAUGAGAAUGAUCCGCCAGGUUCUCGCGCAUGAGCUCGCUCAUAACGUCUUCAGCGAGCAUGAUGAUAGGUUUAAAGAGCUCAUGAGGUGGAUUGAGAGGGAGGCGGGGAAGAUGGAUUGGAGGUCCGGGGGGGAUACCGUCGCAGGUGGAAGGCAUCACGAGAGGGUCGAGGGGGUUGAUCCGUUGCAAGAGGCCACGGUGGACGUGGGAGCGACCACGCUUGGGUUUGUGGGAAGACUUGGGUCGUCGGAAGGAGCACAUUCAGCUCCGGCUGCGCGUUCUGUGGUUGGUGUUGCUGGAAAUGGCUUUGGUCGAGAUGACGUCGAAAUGACAGAACAAGAAGCCAAUAUACGACAGUCGUCGACACAUGAUAUGAUGUCCGGGCAAAGCCAGGAGUUGAGAGCUGUGAAGAGAGACAUUCAAGCGAAAGACGAGGUUUUGCAGCCAAUCGACAAGGACGCACCUGAUCAAAAUUGCAAACCCGCAUCCUCUCCUGUCAUGCCGCCCAAGGUUGAACCCCAGUCCGACGCAGCAGCUUCAUCGUCCUAUAAGCCGCACAUGCAAGAAGCACGCGCCCUGAGCGCCCCAAAGCCUGUAACAGCUGCGGUGGACCAACUGACUGCCCUAGGUUUCAAUCGCGGUCUGGCAACACUCGCCCUUCGCGAGAAUGGCCUCAACGCUAGCCGCGCAGCAAACUGGCUUUUUUCGAUGACGCCCUCCGCGUCCGAAGAGGAAACUGCCGGCGAAAGCGAACACAACGAAGAAGUAGACCAUGCAAAAAGGGCUUUGCGACGUCUGUGUGCCUCGGGGCUGCCAGCUGAGCAGUUACGAUCCGUGUUGGAUGCAUUGCAUCUCUACCUGAGCAAUGCAUUGAGAAACCCAAAGGCGGAGCGCUUCUCAAAGAUUAACGCCACCAAUGCGGGCUUUCAGCGCCGCGUAGGGGCGCACGGAGAGGCAACGGCGGUGCUAGAGGCCGCUGGCUUUCGGCUGGAUGGUGGAGCCUGGAAAUAUGAGGACAGGGAUUCCGGGCGUUUGUGGGUUACGAAGAAUAUCGUGCAGGAUAGACUUGUCAAGGAGCUGACACGGUAACGUUCAUAUGUAGAUUAGAUUUUUUGUUCCGAUACUGCUGGCGGAAAUGCUCUGGCGCGACACACUUGUAAACCUAUUCUAUGUA